AUGUACCACCAAUCUCUUCUGUCCAGGGACCUCAUGACUCUGUACGCUUUCUCAGGCGUUUCCCAAUCUCAGAGAAUUGUCACUGCUAAGAACGGCUGUUGUCCGCACUGUGCAUUUAUUUCAACUGACUCAUUGCUUCUUUUUGUAUGUUCUUUCCUCCUUGUAUUUCACAGAUGCAGAGAAUGGUUGAAUAACUGUCAUCGGCAAGAUUUGGCAUCUGAGCCUCCCGAGCAGCUGCAUAAACUGUACAAACUUUGUGCAAAGCACUUUCAACCCUCACUGAUCUCCCAGCAGAGUACCUCGGGUUGUAUCUUAAAGGAAGAUGCUGUUCCCACCAUAUUUGAUUUUUCUGCACCAGUAAACAAUCAGUCAACCAGCAACAGAAAACGGGCAAGAGAUCCUUCUGCAGAGGAACUUGGUUCAGUGAAGAAAACAAAAGAAAACACAGAAAUACCAGAAGUGAAAGAUGAGCCAAAGGAGGUACCUACAGAGAGCAACAAUACAUCUGAAGUACAAAAAGAUGAUCAGACGCAUGAGGAUGCAGCCAGCUCGAAAGCAAAGGAGACUCUUAAAGCCUAUUUUAAAGAAAUCCUUGCAUUGACUGGAUUCAGCAUCAAUGGUGCAAACAUCAGCAAAGAUGAGCCAAUCAGCAGCGCAAGAGGUCAGCAGUCUCUCAAUCCUGUCUGUGUAGAGAAAAUUGACAAGAAAGAAAUCCUCCAAUUCAGUGAAGAUCUCAUGCGGGAGGAGAUAAAGAACAGCCUCAGGCAGGCACGAUACUUCUCCAUUCUCCUUCAGGAUGUGACAAGCAUAGAAGGAAAGGAGCAAAUCCCUGUUUUUAUCAGGUCCGUCACAGUGUCCGGAUUCCCUCAAAAGUAUCUUAUUGGGUUCCUUCCAUGUGACAUGGACACUGAGAAUCUGUUUUACAUGCUUCUCUCUGAGUUGAGAAAUAAGUGGGGGCUGAAAAUGGACAAUUGCCGAGGGCUCACCUAUCUGGUUACAGGCAGUAUGUGUCAGAAGAUGCGAGACCUUACCUGCAGGAUUCUUCAAGAAUUUCCUCAGGUAGUUCUGUCACCAAGUGACCCAUAUGCUUUCAACAUAUGGAUCAUUCGCUGCAUGCCUGUUUCAUCUAUUCAAAAUGUGGCAGACACUGUGGAAGAGGUAGCGUCAUUACUCAGGAGAAUACCAGAACUUUCAAAAAGAUUAGAAGGAAAUAUCCAGAUGACAUAUGGGCAUAUAAAAGGAGAAGUGGACAGAAUCAAGGCUGCUCUUGUUGGAAAUUGGGAAUAUGGUACUGAUGUCUUCCACACAAUGUUAGACAUCCUUGAGCCAUUCCUGAGCUGCAUCAAUGAGAUGAUUUCAAAGGUGGAUGAAGACACCGCUCAACAGAUGGCCAAACUCAAGCCAGUCUUGAAGAAUUUUAAUUUCAUCAUCACGCUUGUUGUUUUGAAGAACACCCUCUGUUGUGUGAGCAUACUCAACUCCAGUCUCAGGGGAAUAAUUAGCAUCAGCAGCACCUUGCAGUACACAAUUUCCAAUGCCUUAAAACUAUUAAACAAAUACCAACAGGAGGUUGCAGUUUUCCACAAAAGAUGGUAUUCAGAUGCAGUUGGUCGAGCAAGGAAACUGGGGGUUGAAGUCAUUAAGCCGGAUAUGGAACAAGAAGCCGCAACUGAGGCGCCACUGGAGGACUUUUACAGAGAAACUCUCAGCCGCCCCAUCCUGCAGUAUCUUGUUGCAGAGGUGAAGAGAGUGUUCAGCAUAGAGAUGGUGAGGAUUCUCAGGUGGCUAUCGUUGGUGCCAUCGUACAUGGCUGACCACAACUUCAGUAUUCGCAGGGAUAAAGUAGCAGACGCCAACUUAAACAACCUUGCGAGACCAGACACAUUCUACGAAGAGCUCGGCUGUUGGGAAGUCAAGUGGAGGCAUGCCAGCAAGCGCAGAAUCCUACCAACCACGGUGUUUGCUACUCUUAAGAUUCCAGAUAUUGGGUUUUACCCAAAUGUGCAGAGUUUGCUGCGGGUUUUGGGUACGGUUCCAUGUGUGAAUGCAGAGGCAGAUGUGUAUGGACAGUACCAUAUGGUGCUGGAGAGGUGUCACUCCUACCUGAGAGCCACACCAUCAGACCAAAGAAAGUGCAGCAUGGCCUAUGUCUUUGUCAAUCAAGAUGUGCACUUCAGUGUGGAGCAAAUGGUAGAGUCCUAUGUACAGAAACAUCCAGACAUAAUGCAGUUACUGCAAAUGGAUGAUGAUGUGAAAGAGAAGCAUUCCCAAGUGCCAACUGAUGAAAACCAUGCAGAAAAGGAUGCUGAAGAAGAAUUACAACUUAUAAAUCUGGAGAUGGAUGCAGAAAGGCUAGUGGAGAUGAAAUGUGCAGAGACUGAUAGAGAAGCUCUCAAGUCUGCUCUGCAGGCUGCAGUGACUGCUGCAUACAGCAGUCAAAGCAGGCAACAUUGUGAGGUUUCAUCUGUGCAAGAUGGAGAAGUUGAGUAUGUGACCAAGUCUGAAAUGAAAGAGGUUCUCAGUGUGUGUGAAAAUGCAGUCCGAGAGGGAAUUCUCAUGGAAGUGGGGACUUCAUUCUUCUCAUUGUUCAUUGAUGGUGUUGUGAAAUUAGGGGAUAAAGACUACCUUCCCCUUUUCCUUCGGUUUUUGGACAGUUUCGAUGUCAUGCGAUUGGAGUUGAUGGGAUUCCUUCAGGCUGAUCUUGAUUGUGAUGUCCUGGUACAACGCCUUUUGGAUAUAGUAACUGCUGAGUGGCACCUUGAUUUGAGCAACUGCAGGGGUCAAGCUUACCUGGGAUCUGGUGAUGUUUCCUACAAGCUGAAAGCCUUUGCUUGCAAAAUACAGGAAAAAUACCCCCUUGCUAUAAGUACACACUGCUCCUCGUACUCUUUCAACACAUGGUGGUCCAAAUCCAUCCCAGUGCCUGCUGUAAAAAGAGCCUUGGAUGCAUUUGAGGAAGUUUUGAUGUUUUUUGGAAGUAAUGCUUCUCUCGAAAAGCAACUAGAUCAUGUGAUUAAUGUUGGUCUUAAAGAGAACUAUGAAAAGGUCCAAGAGUUACAGGGGAAGUUCUGUGCUCUUUGGCAAGAAAAACAUGAUUCAUAUGAGGUGUUUGUUCAGAUGCUAGAGCCCCUUGUUGAAUGUCUUGACAAAAUCAAGAAUAACCCUCAGAGAUGGAAAGCUGAUGUGGCUGAUCAAGCUGGUAUGCUUCUCUGCAAAGUGAUGGACUACGAUUUUAUUAUUGCCAUGGUAGUCCUGAAAAAUGCAUCGUCCUUUACCAGAGAGUUAAGUGCAGGUCUCCAGAAGGGCCACUUCAGUGCUGCUUCCCAACUUUGUCAAAUCAGUGGUAUUGUGGCCACUCUGACCCGAGUAAAAACAAACAUGAAGGUGUUUCACCAGAACUGGUACGAUGAAGCCUGUGCGAUGGGUCAGAAUCUAAGAGGGCAGGUGGAGGUGCCCGAAAGCCCUUUGUCAAGGGAUGGCAUGAUGAAACCAGUAGGAGUUUACAAAGAUGGGUUAAGUGCACCCCUCAUAGAUAACCUUAUCGCUGCUGUUAAAGAUCAUUUUUCUGAGGACCACAAAGAAGCUCUGAACUUUCUUUCUCUGGUUCCGCGGUCUGUCUUAAUCAGUUACAUGUUUGAAAACUUAAAGUCGAAGCCCCCUCUCUACAGCAGUGAUCUCCCAGAUGCUGACAACUUCUUCACAGAGCUGUGCUGCUGGAGAGUGACAUGGAAGACCAAAGCAUCUGUGACUAUCCCAGACACAAUAUUUCAUACACUACGCUUGCCACUGAUGCAGUACUUUGGAAAUAUCAAUGUUUUGCUGAGGAUCAUGUCUGUGCUCCCCAGCACAGCACUUGAGGACUGUGGUGUUGUAAUGCGUCACAAGAGAUUCCAGGAAUACCUGAGAAAUACAGAUCCCAAAGACAGGUGCCCAUGCUUGGCGAUGUUGCAGGUGGGCACUGACUUCAGGAGAGACCUGGACCGCAUGGUGACCCAGUGCUUGAAGGUGACUCCACAAGCCCUGGAAGGUAUCUGUCUGGACAAGGAAUCCAAAAGCUUCAUCAAGAACCCUGAAGAUUGUAUGGAAGUUGGUAGUGUCAGCGAGGAACAAAAGGAGCCCAAGAUUCAGAAAAUUGUCGUUGUAGGUCCUCCAUGCUAUCAGGAGGUCGAGGACCAAGACAUGAAACCAACAGAUGAGAAUGAGCACACAGGAGAUAAUCGGCAGAAUUUGGUGACAUUAUUCAGACUGGCUACACAACUGGGCAAGAAGAACCUGAAUCUCUUGGACAUGUCGGAAGAGGACAGAGACGUUUUCAUGCAGGAGCUUGGCAUGUGCCACUGGUUUGAAAGUGAGAGCAAACAUGCACCUUCUAUAGGCAAGGCUGAGAUGGUGACAUUAAUCAUAAGAGGAAUCAGAGAUGUCAUACUGAAGGAAAUACACGAAUCUCCAUACUUCUCACUUAUCACAGACAAAUCUGUUAAAAUUGCUGACAAAAAGCAUUUGCCUGUUUUUGUCCGUUAUGUCGGAGAAUCUGCUCCCAAAGUAGAACUUUUGGGUUUUUUACCAUUUGAUGAAAGCUGUGAUGUCAGUGUACAAGCAAGAAACCUUGCAAAAAUUCUCACUGAAGAAUGGAACCUACCAAUGUCUCAGUGUCGUGGACAAGCAUUUAUGCCUUUGGGCUCAUGUUACCAAAGCCUGAGGAGGAUGUCCUUGGAUUUCCUCCAGAGCUACCCACUCGCUGUUGUUACACCUAGUGAGUCUUGCGGCCUUGCCCACUGGCUUGCAGGAAGUGUGCCUUGCCCAUCAGUAGUAAAAAUGCUGGACAUCACAGAAGAUUUGCUCCUGUUUUUCGAUGAAUCUCCUUGUCUGGAGGAACAGUUGGCACAGGCUGUAGACGGGCUGUUGAAUAUGCCAAGGGAAGCUCUCGAGGAAAUUCCAGAAACAUGUUGCUCGAGGUGGAAAAAGAGAGAGGAUUUCUUUGACAUACUUGCUGACACAUUGGAGGGUAUUCUCGGUUGCCUAGAUGCUGUUAGUUCAAAUGCCACAGGUGCCAAGUCAAUGCAUGCUCAAGUUCUCGCAACCGCUUUGAGAAAUCUGGAUUUCAUUGUCACUCUUGUGAUUUUGAAGAAUGCUUGUGCUCCUCUUCGUAACUGUAGCACUGUCUUUCGCUGCGGAAACCCUGCUGAUAUUCUCUGUGAAGUGGAAAAAAUCCCCUCAAUCAUUGACACUCUUAACAAAAUGUUGGAAAAUGUAAGCAAUGUGCACGCUGUGUGGUUUGACCAGGCAUUCCAGCUAGCAACCAAGGUAGCUCCAGAACAAGUGUGCUUCUCAGAGGAAGUCAACAGCUAUGAAUCUCCAGAGAUAUAUUACAGAGAAAAUCUCAGCGUUCCUCUCCUCAGAAGUCUCAUUGACGAGAUGAAGCACAGCUUCUCAGAUAGUCACUUAAAGGCUCUGUCAAUCUUGUCGUUGUUGCCUGCCUGUAAUCCGCAGCCUAUUCUGCCAGACUCUGCAGACAAGCCGUUUAGCCUCCAUCUUGUGGAUCUUGCUGAACCCGAUGCAGCUGAGCAGGAAAUCAAUGCCUGGGCUGCAGUUUGGAGAGAGAAAUACCAGGAUGUUUCUCCUCCCACAUCCAUUGCGGAAACACUCAUCCAUCCUGAGUCAAAGAGUCACCCAACAGUUACCGCACUGCUUAGGCUAGUUGCUGUCCUGCCUAGCAUCAGUAUUGAGUGUGACCUGAUGAAGACCACUCUGAAUUCCAUGAGGGACCUCUUAAAGAACACUGUAUGCAUGGGCAGCAGAAUGGAUCAUGUGAUGCUUCUCUCUCACUUCAUGACCCUGCAAAGGCUACCGGAGGUGAUUAAGAUGUGUAUCGAGCUUUUUCCAGAGAGCAGCCUUUGUCUCUCCCAGGUAAUGGAAACAUUACAAAUCCAACAAUUGUAUAAAGAAGGCACUGAAGAAAAUCCUGUGAAUACAGCAGAGUUCCAGACCUCUAGUGAAGAAGAGCCCAAGGAGAGAGAGAUAAAACUGGAAGACACUGAUGUGAUACUGGAAAUUGUUUCGGGACCUCCAAAACCUGUGUCUUUCUAUGACCUACAGCUACGUGAACAAAUCAUCAAAGAACUCUGGGAUUCUCAGUUUUUCACCAUUAUAACUGAGCAGGCUGUUGAAAUUGAUGGUGACGCGUAUGUCCCAUUGUGCAUCAGGUACUUGAACAAAGAGCAUAUCCAGUGCGAGGAAACACUGGCUUUCAUCCCUUACGUAGAAGACACAGCUGCCCUUGUAGAUGCUGUUGAGACGGCACUGUCUGAGAAAUGGGGCCUCAACAUGGCAUAUUGUAGAGGGCAGGCGUUGCUGAGUGUUGGAGAAGUAGGAGCUCAGAUGCGGGCUGUAAGCGCAGCAAUAGCAGAGAAGUAUCCCCAGGCUAUAAGAACUGUCAGCUCGGCUUUGUCCCUAAAUGUGUGGCUGUCUAGGUCCUCUCCUGCAGAAGAAGCGGCUGAUGGUGCCGUUUUGAUGAGUAAAAUUUUACGUUGGCUCACAGAGGAUACACAGCGUCAGAACAAACUGGAAGAGAUGAUCCUUCAUGUGUUCCAACACGAUGAAGGAAAGUGUAACCAGCUGCAGGACAAACUUACAAAGAACUGGGAUAAGUCCCAUGACAUGCAUGAGGUGAUGGUAGAGAUCUUAGAAGCAGUCAUAUUCUGCCUGAAUGAGCUGAAAGGGACAGGGAGCAUUUCCAACCAGCAACAAGCCUCACAGUUUCUCAGUGCUAUCAGACACUUUGAGUUUAUCUUCUCAUCAGUGGUGCAGAAGAAUGUCUUGAGUGUAACUGAACAACUAAGUCGGUCACUUCAGGGCAAGCCCUUAGAUAUGUUGCUUGCAGCUAAUACUUUGCCAGCUCUAAGAGCUUCCCUCUACAAACUGAAGAGCGAUAUCGAUACCAAUCACAAGGCCUGGUUUCAGGAAUCGGUGGCAUUGGCUUCUAAACUCCACGUUUCAAUGUUGCAUUUGGUCCUUUUGGAGCCGCUGUGCGAGUUUUACAAAGAAUCCAUAAGCAUGAAGGUUGUAGACCACUCUAUAGCAGAAAUGGAGGACCUCUUCAGAGAUAAUGUUGUGGAUGCCUUGAGAUGUCUCAAGAUUGUGCCUUAUGCAAUGUCCAAAGUAGACAUCAGCUUUCUUAGUGGUCUUGUGUUCAGCAUGUACAAGGAAGACUUGCCCGAUCAGGCUUCCUUCUACAAUGAAAUGAAGCUGUGGAAGGAAAAAUGGUUGGCUCCGAUGGCAGGCUAUCUCCCAACUACUGUGCUCGAUGCUCUGAAGACGUCACAAAUAAGAAGCUUCAGUAAUAUUGAAACUCUGCUCAGACUCCAGGUCAUCUUACCAUUUUCAAGGAGGGAGAGCAACUUCAAACAGGGAAGACGAAGCUUGCAGGAAUUCAUGCAGCAAGAAAAGAGAUCUGUCACUGAGCUACAUCCUUUGUAAAUGUUACAAGUCUUCCAUCGUUAGCAGUUUUUGUCUUUUUGUCGUAAUGAGUUUCAGAGGCAUCAUUCACAACAUAAUUAUGAUCUAUAACAUCAACCCUGACUAAGGUCCCAAGUUCAUAACUGGCUUGAUAUUUCAGUUU
Thalassophryne amazonica is the source of this 7618-nucleotide messenger RNA. RefSeq lists its product as uncharacterized. The record is from RefSeq and is a predicted model, not a curated record. The transcript is spliced from 11 exons. The coding region runs from base 1 to 7476 and encodes 2491 amino acids. Lineage: Eukaryota; Metazoa; Chordata; Actinopteri; Batrachoidiformes; Batrachoididae.